GGAAAAGUCAACUUCAAGAGAAAAAUGUGUGGCAAGCUCACCAAAUUUCAAGUCCAAGCAGAAGAUCAAAGUGAAAAAAAUAUUCAAAGGCAACGCAUCUUCAAUCUCUCAUACAGAUAAUAUAUCCAGAAAUGGUCAUGUGACUGCUGGAACUGCUGAAGUUGAACUUAUUGAGCAUGAGCCAGGAUUACAGCACAGAACCAGCCGAAGAAAUUCGACUUCUUUUAAAGAGGUGGAAAACAUUGAACAGAGUGGUAUCAAAUGUAACCUUACACAAGUGAUUCCUGGCUCACUUGUGCCCACUGCACCAGAUGUUUCAGAGGUGGCGCUCCUGUUUCAAAAUUUGAAAUCUGU
Messenger RNA from Lymnaea stagnalis (great pond snail), 354 nucleotides. Lineage: Eukaryota; Metazoa; Mollusca; Gastropoda; Lymnaeidae. The record is from the annotation of a GenBank genome assembly.